UUUAAUUUGGUAUUGAUGUCGGUCCCAACUUGCUUCUCCAUUUCUCUGGCACCACCGACUAGCCCACCGGCAAUAUGGUUCUCUCCACACACAACACAAACCAUAUAUGGAGGCUAGCGCCGGCAACGUUCUGUGUUCACACUACGCCAAUUGCCCCAUCACGUAUAGGGAAUAUUAAUAAUUAAGAUAAAAUUGGAGGAUAAAAAGGAAUUUUUGCUUUUUCUAUAUUUAUUUAAAUAUGGAAUUUAUCUCAUUUGAAAUUACUUCUUGUAGAAGUUCUCAUACUCUUAAUUAACACCGACUGACUCUUCAAUGGCGGCUGUGAAACCAAUUUGAACCUUUCCAUCAUUCUCUUACAUAUAUAUAUAAGGAAGACAAUUUCAUAAGGUGGCGAAUCCUCAAGAGAAAGGAAACAAGGUUGUUGAGAAGAGGGAAUUGGAACUUGAUGAGAGGAUAAACAACAACAAUUCUACAUUGUCAUCAUCAAUGCAUAUGAUAUUCCCGGGUUUGAAUAGGGAGGAGGAGAUGUCUGCCAUGGUUUCGGCUUUGACCCAUGUUGUCUCUGGUGAAGUUCCAACCGGUGCAGAUGACGAUUAUUCACUUCCAACAAGUAACAUGGCUUAUGGUUCUUCAACAUUUUCUAAUUAUGUUGUUGGAAGUGGCUCUUCUUCUAUCAAGAGAACUAGGCAGCAAGAUGAUAUAUCCUUUGUUGACCACUUCUCUUCAUCACAUGGUGUAGCUUCUUCAUCCCCUACUACAACAAUGAAUAGAGAAUGUUCAAGAGAAAGUGGAAGUGGGAGUGGAGAGAUGGGAGGAGGAAACAGGGGAAGGGCAGUGUAUGAAUACAGAGCAAGAGAAGAGAACGUGAGAGAGGAAGAGCCAAGAAGGAAAUACAGAGGCGUCAGGCAGAGGCCAUGGGGCAAGUGGGCAGCCGAGAUCAGAGACCCAUUCAAAGCCGCCAGAGUCUGGUUAGGCACCUUCGACACUGCCGAGGCUGCCGCCAGAGCCUACGACCAAGCCGCCCUCCGUUUCCGGGGCAACAAGGCCAAACUCAACUUCCCCGAAAAUGUCACGCUCCUCCGCCACGCGCCACCGCAAAUCACUACUUCUUCGCUCGUGGCUAUUCCAACUUCCACUGAGGCCAUUGUUCACAGUGAGCCUCUUAUUAGCACUACUUUGCAUGGUUCUUCUUCUUCCGCGGGUUUGUAUGGGAAUUUCCCCACCAUGGAUUCCACUAUGACGGUUAUGGCGUCAAGUGUGGCUUCUCAUCUUCGACAUUCUUCUCCGUCGUCAACGCAAGCUUCGCCGCCGUUCUUGUCUUCGUCUUCUGCGUUCGGUUCCACUACGCAGUUGCCGGCGGCGUGGUCAUCAGCUUCCGGUAACAGCUCUUCUUCGUCGGGAUAGGUUUUUCCACCGUUGCCGAUUAAGAUAUAUGAACGUUUCUCUUUCUUUUUUAGAUUUUCCUUAUUAUCUUGUGCCAUAGGAGAUGUUUACUGGCUCAUAGUUCUUGUCGCAAUCUAUUGUUUUGGCAAGCUGGAAAGUGAGGCUGAGGGAUGAGAAUUAUUAGCUAUUAAUUUUGCGUGAAUACAUGUGUACUUGAGUUUCCAGUUUUUCGCAAUCAUAGAAAUGAAACCACUUAACUUCGUGACA
Arachis ipaensis is the source of this 1650-nucleotide messenger RNA. The record is from RefSeq and is a predicted model, not a curated record. NCBI's taxonomy places the organism in Eukaryota, Viridiplantae, Streptophyta, Magnoliopsida, Fabales, Fabaceae.